GGCCACAACCCCUGCUGGUCUUGAAACUUGGGAGAAUGAGAACCAAAUUGGCUGAAAUGAGGAUCUAUUUAAUAGACUUGUAACCAGCUCUCCAAUGUCUAGUUCUAGCUGAAAAAACACUCGUCUAACAAAACCUUGGCGAGAACGCAAAUCAAACUUGAUGGAAAUGAGGGAAUUCAUUUACUGGGUCCAUAACCCAUGUUUGUUUUAGAAGUGCAGAACCAUCAAACGAAAUCAAUGAAUUUUGAACACCAUUCACAUGCCUAUCUACGCUCAAAUUAUUCAUUAUUGGAUAAGUACUCGAAACCUUUUUGCACAUUCCAUUAACUGAACGAAUUCGAUCACCAAUAUGUCCACUCCAUUAGCCAAUACUACAAUAGGAAGCGAAGAAUUAAACCAUACAUCAGACAAUCUACCCCACCAGUUCCAUUUUCUCACGAAUAAUUUUUUUCAAAAGAUGUCAAGCGAAUUGAAUCGGAUAAUUCGUUAAUAAUUGCACACUGCGGACGAAGGAAGGUUUUGUAAACAAGAAGCCAAGACCUUGAAAUAAUGUAGCUACCUACCAGGAGCUGAAGACGUUAUCGACCCUUCUUCGGAAACCGACCCAUUAUUGGGUAAACCCAAGAGGCUAUUUGGACACUGGAACGAGUGCUUUUCAUCCGAGUCGUGUUUUUUUUCUAGGCUGAUAUUUCCAAGAGGACAGUUGAUUUGAGAUUUCAACAUGUUGAUUGCAAAUAAAUUAUCAUGCAAGAUAGCUCUGGUAGCGGCCAUGUCGGCCAUCUUGAUUGUAAUCUUGGUAUUUGUAUUUCUGCGAUGGCCACACGAUCGUCUAAGUACAGCAAAUUCCACCGAAGUACCUACUCCUACUGGUCCAAUUCCACUUUCUAUACUUGGAAACUACUCACGAGCUGCUGCUGUCUCAAAUGCUCCACCAUGUGCCGAAAUUGCCAAAGAUAUCCUACUUAAAGGAGGUAAAGCUGUAGAUGCAACGAUAGCUUUAAUGCUGUGUGAUGGGGUGACUAUGCCUCAAAGUAUGGGCAUAGGUGGCGGUUUCUUUAUGACAAUUUAUGAUAAAUCUAGUCGAAAAGCUUAUACAAUCAAUGCCAGGGAACAUGCUCCAGCUGCUUCAACUCCAGAUAUGUAUAAGCAUAAUCCAGAGGCUGCUAAACGAGGUGGACUAUCCAUUGGUGUUCCUGGAGAAAUCCGUGGAUACUGGUUGGCAUACAACAAGUUUGGAGGUGGACUUCCAUGGAAAGAUCUAUUUGAACCAACCAUCAAGUUAUGUGAACAAGGCAUUCCCAUCAGCAAGAAAUUGGCAACUGUGAUGAUUCAAUUUGAGGAGAUGAUAAAAACAGACCGUGAAUUUAGUUUGAUAUUCACCAACAAGAGCACAGGAGCAUUAUUGGAACAUGGAGAAACUUACAAGAAUUUAAAAUUAGCCCAAACCUUUCGCACAAUUGCAGAACAAGGAGGUGAUGUUUUCUACGAAGGACCCAUGGCAAAAACUAUGGUCCAAGAGAUCCAAGGAUCCGGUGGUAUCAUCACUGAAGAAGAUCUGAAAAAUUAUCAACCACGGUUGGAAGACCCUCUGAAAGCUACCAUUUUUGAUAAUAUGACUAUUCAUACGUUACAUGCUCCAUCUUCUGGCCCUAUUCUGGCCUAUAUCCUCAGAUUAGUUGAUGGUUUAGUGCCUGCCAAUAAUGAAUUACUCAAUACCCAAAGAAUUACAGAAGCUAUGAAGUUUGCUUAUGGGGCUCGAUCUAGGCUGGGUGAUCCUCAUUUUGUGAACAUCAAUAGAACAAUGAACAUGAUAACAUCAGAAGAAUACAUUAAGAAAAUCAGAAACAGUAUAGAUGAUACCAAAACAUGGAAUGAUCCAGCUCACUACGGUGGUGACUUUGUCGAAGCUCAUAAUCAAGGAACCGCAAACGUGGCCGUUGUAAGUGAGAAUGGUGAUGCUGUUGCAGCUACAAGUACAAUCAAUUACUAUUUUGGUAGCACAAUUAUCUCUCCAAGCACUGGAGUCAUUUUCAAUGAUCAAAUGGAUGACUUCUCUUCUCCCAAUUUAACCAAUAUGUAUGGUGUGGAACCUUCCAAAGCUAAUUUCAUCGCUCCUGGUAAAAUACCUGUGUCUUCGAUGAAUCCUUCCAUCAUUACAGAUAAAAAUGGCGAUGUUAGACUAGUAAUUGGAGCUGCAGGAGGCACCAAAAUCACUUCAGCUACGGCUAUAGCUACCAUUAGGACUUUAGUAUUACAAGAAGAUAUAAGAAAAGCUGUCGAUAGUGUACUUUUCCAUCAUCAGUUGCUACCAAUGGAAUGGUAUUAUUAUCAGCGGAUGCCCAAAGAUAUUGUCGAAGGAAUGAAAAAAAUUGGCCACGAAGUAAAACUAAUGGCUGCUACAUCUUUCGCAGCCAUCACAGCAAUCGAAAGAAGUGAUAGUCAACUUCACGCUUGCAGCGAUUACAAAAGACCAGGGCAAGUUGCAGGAUACUAAUCAGCAAUCAUUUCAAACUAUGGAAUCUUGGAACUUACAAAGUUUCAAAUUUCGUAAAAAUAAUUAAACGACUUCCUAGUCAUGUAAUUCGACACAUAGGUACCUAACCUUAUACUGUCGAAAAUCAGAACUGUGUGGCAUUAUUUUGUACUUAUGUAAAUUAUGUACAAAUUGUUGAUUAUUGUGUGUUUUUAGUUAUUAUUACAAAGUUCCUUUUUUUUUUCUUUCUCGUGUCUCAUUGUCAUUUAGAAUAGUUAUCAUUUCAGUAUCAGUGAUACGUAUUCAGUAUUGUGUGUUUAGGGCUAAAAAUGUGCCUUGUUUUGAAUGAUGUUAAGUUAUUAUACAAACAAUAAGUUGUAAAAAUAUUUUAUAAUAUGCUAUGUGAUGAAGUUAUUUUAUAAAGUAGGUAUUUACUUGCAGGGAUAUGUAGGCCUGUAGUAGAGCUGCAGAUGAAUCAGAAUUUGAUUCUUUCAAAAAUGAAUCCCGGAGGGAAGAUGAUUGGAUCUGAUCAGUUCUGGACAUGCCUGGGAUCAAUUUGAGAUCUUUGACCUGAUUAGAUCAAAGUUUGCUCGGAUUUAAUCUGCCAUACUGAAUCAGCUCCAGUAAGUAAAAUAGCAGAGAAACUUGAUUGGAUCUGACCAGAUCUCAAUAGAUCAGAUCAUAUCAUGGACAUUCCCUGGAUCCUAUUAAAUCUUACUAUAGAUCAGAUUAGAUCUGUUCGGACCUAAUCAGGUCCUAUGAUUUUCCCCUGGGAUUUCAGAGCAGAAGAUAUCCAACUUCAUAGUGAUUAUAUGCAAUCUUUCUAAAUGCCGGAUCUUCAUUUACCUUUUAAGUGAAAUUAAUACUAUGUACCUAGUCACUAGUGUAUUGAUAUCAGAUUUAUGAUUUGAAUCCCCAAUGAGUAUUUUUAUACUAAGAUGUAGAUAUCAUAGUUCUAAAAUUUCAACAUUGGAAAACGUGACUUUUGUGAAUAUAUUAGGAAUACACUUGUAUGUAUGACCACAA
This is a messenger RNA of Planococcus citri (citrus mealybug), 3499 nucleotides long. Its product is annotated as scoloptoxin SSD14-like. Bases 722 to 2494 code for a protein of 590 amino acids. Gene Ontology annotation, cellular component: plasma membrane. The transcript has 12 exons. Gene Ontology annotation, molecular function: glutathione gamma-glutamate hydrolase. The record is from RefSeq and is a predicted model, not a curated record. Gene Ontology annotation, biological process: glutathione catabolic process. Lineage: Eukaryota; Metazoa; Arthropoda; Insecta; Hemiptera; Pseudococcidae.